This is a messenger RNA of Penicillium antarcticum, 444 nucleotides long. RefSeq lists its product as uncharacterized. Lineage: Eukaryota; Fungi; Ascomycota; Eurotiomycetes; Eurotiales; Aspergillaceae. Bases 1 to 444 code for a protein of 147 amino acids. The record is from RefSeq and is a predicted model, not a curated record. The transcript has a single exon.
AUGGCAAAUAAGGCAUCAAAAAAGUCCAAGAAGCCAAAGAACAUUCAACCACCACCCCCAAUCGAUCCCCCAAGCCACGAACAGCCACCAGAAACCAUUCAAUUGCCACCCGAUACUCCUCCUCUGGGCCUAAGUGAGACUGACUUCCCCAUGCUUCCGCACAGCCCCGUCGAGAACAACCCUCUAGGCGGCGCCCUCGCCACAGCCCCCCUGGGUGACCGCAAGAACCGUGGCGACGACAACAACCCCGUCAGCAACGCUCCCGACGCUACCAACGGUCUCGUUCCUGACGACGGUAUGGGGCUUCCCGGCAAAACCACGGUCCCAGCCGGCAAAGAAGAGAAGAACAGCUUGCAGAUCAAGAUUCACCUCAACCUGCACGCCAAGGUUCGUCUCGACCUCGACGCUAAACUUUAUGGUGAUGUUGUCAUUGGAUUGCUGUAA